UGCUAUGUCCCUGUAACCCCUGUAAAACCUACGGACUGACCUUCUGCAAUCUUACUGGCAAGAAGCCAAAGCUUCUCCUCCCCUUUUCCUGACCCUAGAAAAGACCCUAGACUUUGAAGAACUUCCUCUUUGUCCCCUGGAAGCCAUGAAGAAAUAAACCAAGGAAAACCCUGGGAGAAAGAGCCUCUUUGUAUCUUUUAUCCUGUUCACGUCACCCAUCCCAGGCUUGCCUUGCUACAGAAUUGCCAGUGAGCAGGGAAGCCUUGGCAGGGAGAGACAGUUGGCAUCCAACUGUGGUGCUUUUCAUUAGAGAGCCCACAGGAGUGACUGGAGUCCUACAAGGAUUCACUAAGUCCACGGACAAGUCAAUUACCCUGAAGGCAAAAAACCUGCUUUUACAGCAGUUUCAGCUUACAGGGACAAAGCUGGGAAUUUGCCUUAGCCCAAAUGGCGAAUGGCUUCUGAACGGGAACCGAAAAUGCACAGUUUUAACAGCCCCGGCACUCGCUACAGAACCUUUCUGGACCGUCUUCGCGUUCAGGUGGAAAGACAGGUACCAGAUCCAGCCGUGCAAGCUGAGUUAAUAAAGGAGAUAGCUCAGUGGAACGCUAAUGAAGCCUGCCGCAGCAUCAUUCUUAGCCUUCCCCUUGAGCCACCACCUAGUUUAGCACAGAUGAUUGAAGCUUGCACCAGAAAAGCAGACGUGUUCAGUGCACCAGAGAGGAAUCCAGGACCAGCACAACCAAAGUCAGCAGCAGCUGUAACACCAGGACCUAGGAAGCAACUGGUACCACCACAACAGCUGCAGCAUAUCACCUGCUUCCAGUGCAAGAAGACAGGACACUAUGCAAGGGACUGCCCACACAACCAGAAACAGAAGAAGACCAACAAACAAAAAAAACUAGGUGUACCCGCCAUAAAUACAAUAACGCACCAAGACACAAAUAUAGCGGGUACCACACUGGCAAAAGCCUCUCUCUUCAAAACAAAGGGGGAGGAUGGGACAAAUGGUGUGGGGAUUCAAGAUAACAUAAAUGUUAAAUGUUCAAUUAACAAGGGUUGGAAGCCUCUUGGUCGUUUCAACCUUAUGACUACAAAAGGUUUUUAUUUUAUGUCAACAGAGUGGAUAGUUAUUACAGUGGACCUGCGCUGUGAGUGUUUUGCUAUGGAGGACACAGCACACACACCCUUGGAGAUAGAGUUACUUCCCAUGUCCUUGAAGGGAAGCAUCUCCUGUCUCAUUCUCUUAGCAUGCUGCUCUCAACCACCAUUUUACCUGGUCAAGGGGCAAAUCCUCGCCCAGGCCAUUCCUGUUCCAAAGGAAAUCACAGCAGAAGGAAAAUCACCUGAAGUCUAUUGGGCAGAAGUGGUGGGUGAGAACAAACCAUCUCUGGCAUGCAACCUGACCCAUGGUUCAGACCAUCUCCAUGUGGAGGGGGUGCUGGACACAGGGGCAGAUGUGACGAUCAUACCCGAAAGGAUGUGGCCGUCACACUGGGAAUUGCAACCUGUGGUAGGCAAAAUCCAAGGUUUAGGAGGAUUCAAAUCAGCAAAAAUAUCAAAAAGCAUCAUGCAAAUUGAGGGGCCAGAUGGAAAAAUGGCUAGUGUUUGUCUGUUUGUUACAGACUAUAAGUGCCCCCUGUGGGGAAGAGAUACCGUCUCCCAGUGGGGAAUGAGAAUAGUUAUCCCCAAAACUCCCUAGGAUUUUUAAAGGUGGCCACUGAGGAGCACCCUGCCCACAAAUUGACAUGGUUAGAUGAUUCUCCAAGAUGGACAGCUCAGUGGUCGAUGAGUAAAGAAAAACUCAAGGUGCUGGAGAAGCUUGUAGGAAAGCAAUUGGCAAAAGGUCACAUAGAAGAAAUUACAAGCCGUUGGAAUUCCCCAGUGUUUGUAAUUAAGAAACUAGGGAAGGAUGAAUGGAGGUUGUUACAUGAUCUCUGGGAAAUAAAAUUAUAGCAGACAUGGGAUCACUUCAACCAGGGAUUCCCUCCCCAAUGAUGUUUCCUCAAAAUUGGAAAUUGGCUGUUUUAGAUAUUAAGGACUGCUUCUUUCAAAUUCCUUUACACCCAGAAGAUGUUCCACGGUUUGCCUUCUCUGUUCCUACUAUCAACAGAGAAGCCCCAAUGAAGCGCUACCACUGGAAGGU
Molecule: messenger RNA, 2146 nt
Organism: Catharus ustulatus (Swainson's thrush)
Lineage: Eukaryota; Metazoa; Chordata; Aves; Passeriformes; Turdidae
Exons: 2
Coding region: 455-1702 (415 amino acids)
Biological process (GO): proteolysis
Molecular function (GO): zinc ion binding; nucleic acid binding; aspartic-type endopeptidase activity
Source: RefSeq, a predicted model, not a curated record